Messenger RNA from Oryza sativa Japonica Group (Japanese rice), 2573 nucleotides. NCBI's taxonomy places the organism in Eukaryota, Viridiplantae, Streptophyta, Magnoliopsida, Poales, Poaceae. The record is from RefSeq and is a predicted model, not a curated record.
CCCCCUCUCUCUCUCGUUAACCCAAAUCUACAAACCCCUCCCCCCCUUCCUCUCUCUCGUCCGUUCCGGCGCCGCCGUGUACUCGCCUUCCGGCCGCGGCCGGCGUCGCAUAUCAUUUCGCCUCCCUCUGUAUCAUCACUCCGCUCCACCCCCCACGUAGAACAUCUGGCGCCAACUCCUUCUCGUCAUGCCCAUGCGGUGAAAUCAGUUUCGUGAAGGGAAAAAAAACCAAGGCCACUCCUAGCUUUGGCAUCGAUCGGCCCGGUUGUUUGGGGAUCUUGCGCUCAGUAGCGAAGCCACCAGUAUGGCGAGGUAUGGCGGCCGCCAUACCUGCCCACCGGCUGAUCGCCUCAUCGCAUCGGCUGUUCGCCUCCUCUCGUCGACAGUUGACUCGUCUCCUGCCGCGUGCCGCCCGAUCUCCGACUCCAGGUCCAGGACACCGCCGGACGCCGUUGCCACGCUGGACGCCGCCACAGUAAUCACUCCGAGACACCAUUACCCAGAUUGCGCCAUGGAAGAGGAAGAACCAUCUAAUAAUCGCCGACGCCGACUGCGCCCAAUUUCAGAAGCUACCCAGAUUGGGAAAAAAAUAAAAGAGGGGAUCGAUCGAAUACUUGGGAGACUCAAAUCCACAAAUUUCGUCAGCAUUGCGUGCUGCUGCUGCAAUACUGUGUUUAUUAACUUCCAGUUGACUGCAGAUCAGUGUUUUUUUGGUCUAAUGGCUAAGCGAAUGAAUCCAUGUCAUGGGAAACUGGUCCCCAAGAACAAAAGAGCCAUAUUACAGUUUGAUGACAUUCCUGAGGAUGUGGUGUUCUUGAUAAUCCGGUUGCUUUCGCUGACUAAUGCUGCGCGUGUCAGCAUGGUGUCGCAAAAGUGGCUACAAUCUUGGAGGCUCUAUCCUAAUUUAGAGUUCACCUCGAAGGCGUUGGGUUUGAAUAAACGGGUGCACAAACAAGGGAGGAGGGCUAAAUUUGUCAGGUGUGUUAACACCAUCAUAAGGCACCACGCUGGAACAGGGAUUAACUCAUUCACCUUGAAGCGCAACCUCAACAAUCACAAGUACGCACACUAUAUUGACCGUUGGAUUUACUUUGCAGUCCGAUCUGGUGCAAAUGAACUGACUAUUGACCUAAGUCCACGAUGGUAUGCUCAUCCUCGUGAUGUCAAAUACAGCUUUCCAUCCUCUAAUGUUGCUGCUCCAGAACCAACCUCUAUAGAGCAUCUUAAGCUUUGCUUUAUGAAUUUGAGGCCUUUACCAACUUUUAGUGGCCUAAGAAGCUUGAAGACUCUUGAUUUGGCCCUUGUAUGUAUAACCACAGAAGAUUUAGAGAGCUUGUUGAGUUAUACCCCUGCUCUACAACAGUUGAAGCUAAGGCAAUGUCCAAUGCUGGAAUACUUGAAGAUCACUGAUGUACUAGCUAAGCUUGUCUACAUUGAUAUCGUUCCCUGCUUGUGGCUGAAGAUUUUGGAGAUCCAUGCUCAAAAUCUUGUUGCGAUUAAUACUUACAAUAUCUGUCACCUAAAAAUAGUACUGAGUGAAGCAUUAGUGUUGAAGGGGGCACACAUUGAGUUAGUUCUGUCAUCAGAUGUUAUUGAGUAUGCUUUUACUGAUCUUGCACCACUCAUGCCAGACCUCGAGUCAUUGUUCCUGAGUGGCUGUACUGAGAUGAUUAUAUCCAGGAGACCUCCAAGCAAUAGAUUCCAUUGCCUGAAGCAAUUGGAGUUAAAAUUGCAGGAUAUAUCGACGAAAUAUGAUCUUCUAUUUCUUGCUAAGUUUGUUGAUGCUGCUCCAGUCCUAGAAGCUCUCGUUUUUCAUAACUAGUCAAGAGUGAUCGACCGGCAGCAUGGUUUCCAGGAACAAGAAAAGAUUCCAGAGCUGCUUCAGGAAGCAAGAACCAAAUUGGAAGUGAACCAUGGGAGCCUGAGGCUCAGAGCCUGAGACGCUCAGUAGCUUGCAAGGCCUUUUAUCCCUUCAUGUUAACUAUGAAAGAGUCACAAGAAAUUGGACACGAAUAUGGGGCAUGAAUCAUAUGGCUUCCUCUCCAACAUCUUUUCCUUCCCAAAUGUUUAAGGGAAUAAGUGGACCAACAAUCGUUUGGGGGAAUAGUGGGAUUUAUUCUCCUUAACCCUUGUGGUUGUGUGUACAGAAACGUUUGUGGUGUCAUUAUUUCGAGCCCUGUGUGAUCUUCAUGUAAUACUUAUAGUAGAAGCUGAAACAGUGGAUAGGUCAUGUCUGAUUAAUUGAGUAAUACUCCUUCCGUUCCAAAAUAUAAGCAUUUCUUAGGUUGUUUAUUAGCAAAUAGUAAGGUUAAGUCAAAAGAUUCCUUUUAGUCACCUCAGUGGUCAAUUUUUGAAUUUUAAAUUGCUUAGAUUCCCUUUCUAAGCAUCCAAUUGACUUUGGAAUCAUUGGAACCAUGGGAAUCAGCACAGCAAUGCUUAUAUUGUGGUACAGAAUUUGAAUCCUGGAAACUCUUGUAUUUUGGAAUGGGUGGUAUAUUGUGGUACAUAAUCUGAAUCCUGGAAAUUCUUACAUUUUGAAAUGGGAAGGAGUAAGAAAUUAAGAAUUCGAACAA